Molecule: messenger RNA, 246 nt
Organism: Thermochaetoides thermophila DSM 1495
Lineage: Eukaryota; Fungi; Ascomycota; Sordariomycetes; Sordariales; Chaetomiaceae
Product: putative elongin-C protein
Exons: 2
Coding region: 1-246 (81 amino acids)
Biological process (GO): ubiquitin-dependent protein catabolic process
Cellular component (GO): elongin complex
Molecular function (GO): protein-macromolecule adaptor activity
Source: RefSeq, a predicted model, not a curated record
AUGAUCAGCCCUACGCUGAAAGGCAUGCUUCGCGGCCCGUUUGCUGAGGCCCAGAGUGGGCGCUGUCAUUUUCCUGAGUUCAGCGCCCCUAUCAUCGAAAAGGUAGCAGAAUAUCUGCAUUAUUACCACCAGAACAAGGACAAGGAGAAUGUCCCGGACCUGGACAUUCCGGUCGAGUUGUGCCUUGUCGUGGUCCAGGCGGCCGAUUACUUCGGCCUCGUCUCCAAAGCGCUUAACGCACCCUAA